GUUUAUAUUUUUUUUUCGUACAAGCGCUUGGCGAGUUUUGCGCUUCUAUUGCCUCGAGGAAAGUGGAUUUUUCUAUUGUAAAUCAAUAGUUUUAAGUGUAAAAAGUAAGAUAAAAGUGUAAACCAUCGUUGUGUGCUCAAGUUGCCGCUGUAGCGCGCUGAAUUUGACCCGUCCAAAUGUGUCUCCGUGUGUGUGAUUGAAUUGUGCAAGUGUGUGCUGCUCCACUAUUGUGCGUGUGGACCAUUGUCGUGUGCCCCCCUCGCAGGCAGGUGCAGCUCGGACCGCUAACGGAGUACCGCGCCGCCACCAUGUUCGUGGAAGAUCUGAGGACACAAUUUUACCAGCGGCUGAUUGGCAAGCGCAUCCUGGUCAUUGUGAACUACGACAUCGAUGCCAUCUGCGCCAGCAAGAUCCUGCAGGCCCUGUUCAAGUAUGACAACAUGCUGUACUCGAUCGUGCCCAUCAUGGGCAUCAUGGGUAUGGUGCGGGCAUUCAACGAGAACAAGGACGACGUCAAGUUUGUGUUGCUGGUCAACUGCGGCGGUUGCAUCGAUCUGGUGGAUCUGUUGCAGCCGGAACCGGACGUGGUGUUUUUCGUUUGCGACUCCCACCGGCCGUACGACAUCUGCAACGUGUACAGCGAUCAGCAGAUUUGCAUCCUCGGCGAGAUGAACCCCGACGAGGGCAUUCCAGACUUUGACACCUGCUUCCAGGAUUCCGAGGACGAAGGCGACGACGACGAAGACGAUGAUGCGGUGGACAACAGCGACGAGGAUGAUGAGGAGGGUGGCGGAGGCGCCGGUGCCAGCCGGGAACGGAACCGCAUCGAGCGUAUCGAGCGACAGCUGCUGAAACGGCGCCAGCGUCGCGAGUGGGAGGAGAAGCGAAAUCAGAAGCUGUUCGAUUACACCCAGUUUAGCUAUUACGGGUCGAGUUCGGCGCUGAACAUUUUCGAGCUGGCCUGGCACCUUUCGAAAGACUCGAUCGAUCUGCUGUGGUGGGCGAUUGUGGGUGUGACGGAACAGUUGCUGCUGGGGAAGAUUGACAGUGCAGCUUAUACGUUUUUCACGGAGAAGAUGCGACCGCACGUGUCACGACUCACGAACAAAGCCACCGACCAGGCCAUCCAGACGUCGGUGAAGAUUCUGUUUGAGAACGAUCUGCAUUUGGCGCUUUACCGCCACUGGAGCGUGCUGGAUUCGCUCAAGUAUUCAAUCUAUCCGGCGUGUAAGAUGAAACUUUGGACGUACAAGGGCGAAAAGGUGAUGCAUGAGUUGCUGGUCGACAUGGGACUGCCGUUGGUGCAGGCCAAGCAAACGUUCAACGCGAUGGAUUUAGUUUUGCGGAAAGAGUUUCACGACAAGAUGGAAAAGUUUGCCGACAAGUUCCAUCUGCCGGAGAUCGUGUACGGUUCGUUCGUCCUGCAGUAUGGCUACCGGAACAAAUACUCAGCCGCCGACUACGUGUACUCGAUGCUGGCCAUCCUGGAGUCGGUCAAGAAGGACCGCACGCCAGAGACGUGCUUUCUACAGUCGAUGGACGCCCUCUCGCGAAGCAACAAGGAAAUUCUGGACGAAGGAAUUGAAAUCUGCAAGACGCUGCUCUCGACGAUCUUCAAGCAGGUCCAGAGCUCGCUCGAGAUGCACGCCGUCUACUCCGCAGGACCAUUUCUGUACUUUAUCCUGCAGGAGGAAAUUCCCUUCUUCACCUGCCCCUACGGACUCAUCAUGCUGGCCCGGUUUCUGCUGAACGGUCACGUGGCCGUGUCGCGCAACCGGAGAGCGCGCGAGUUGCCGCUGAUUGCGGUCGCACCCAUCGAUCUCGCCCGGGGCGUCUCGCUGCUGGUCGGAAUUCCGCCUGUCUGCGAGGAAAGCAAAAGCCUCUUCGGGAAGGCGUUCGACCAGGCGGCCAAAAAGAGUGGGUCCACAAUUAGCCAGGACUUUUUCGAAACGUCCGUCAUCCAGAUCCGCCAGUCGGACUGCACUAAAUUUCUGGACGCGAUGACCGUGCUGUUGAGCUGAGCUGUUUUGUUGUGUGGAUGAGUACAGUUUAGAUGUAAGCUUAGGGUACACUGACGUUUAGAGAUUAGUUUUUACCAGUAAUUUCAAUUUUUACACCUGACUUACAAUAUUUAUCGAUAAACCAAUUGCACCGUGCGCACGACAUAUACAAAAUUUCUGAAGAAAAUAUAGCGUUAUUAAAUCUAGGUAAA
Culex quinquefasciatus (southern house mosquito) is the source of this 2212-nucleotide messenger RNA. RefSeq names its product cell division control protein 45 homolog (gene Cdc45). NCBI's taxonomy places the organism in Eukaryota, Metazoa, Arthropoda, Insecta, Diptera, Culicidae. Bases 309 to 2021 code for a protein of 570 amino acids. The transcript is spliced from 3 exons. Gene Ontology annotation, biological process: double-strand break repair via break-induced replication; DNA replication initiation; mitotic DNA replication preinitiation complex assembly. The record is from RefSeq and is a predicted model, not a curated record. Gene Ontology annotation, molecular function: DNA replication origin binding; chromatin binding; single-stranded DNA binding. Gene Ontology annotation, cellular component: DNA replication preinitiation complex.